Molecule: messenger RNA, 339 nt
Organism: Clunio marinus
Lineage: Eukaryota; Metazoa; Arthropoda; Insecta; Diptera; Chironomidae
Source: the annotation of a GenBank genome assembly
AUGACUUGUUGUCAAGAUGAGCUUUAUUUUCUUAGUGCUUCAGUACCGACCAAAGUAGAACGCGAAGACACUGGAGAGUAUCUCAAAAGUUGGUGGAAAUGUCAACAACCAUCAUUGUACGACUCGAGUAAGCUUCAUGGUUUAGGGAUCAAAAAUAACAUCCUUUUCCGUAUUUCAUUUUUCACCGUACUUCGACUACAUACUUCAUGGCUCACUGAGGAAGCCACCUCGAAUAGGAUCAGAAAAAAGCAAUUAAAAAUGAAUAAACUUAAGAGCAGCCCUGUCAACGUUUCUCCUUCUCUCAAGAGCCCUUUGACAAUUAAGAUCUACAGAAUUUAA